Messenger RNA from Cydia fagiglandana, 457 nucleotides. RefSeq names its product cuticle protein 19-like. The coding region runs from base 59 to 457 and encodes 132 amino acids. Gene Ontology annotation, cellular component: extracellular matrix. The record is from RefSeq and is a predicted model, not a curated record. NCBI's taxonomy places the organism in Eukaryota, Metazoa, Arthropoda, Insecta, Lepidoptera, Tortricidae. The transcript has 3 exons.
CAACAUAUCAGUUAAGAACUGUCCGUGCACUAGGAACAAUACCUACUAAUUAAAUACUAUGAACUCAAAGAUCAUACUUGCUGCCUGCAUCCUGGCUGCAGUAGCCGCUCGGCCACAGGAGAGUCACGGACACGGUCACGACUCCCACCACCACGCAGUUUCCUCACAGCACAUCCAGCGCCACGACGUGCCCGGCAAGGCGCCCGAAGGCCACCACGACUACUACGCGCACCCUAAAUACGAGUUCGAGUACAAGGUGGAGGACCCGCACACCGGCGACAACAAGUCCCAGCACGAGGCCCGCGACGGCGACCUCGUGAAGGGCUACUACAGCCUGCACGAGGCCGACGGGACUGUCAGGAUCGUACAUUACACCGCCGACAAGAAAACUGGAUUCAACGCUGUAGUUACCCGUGAAGGACACGCCAAGCACAUUGUCCCUAGUCAUCACCACUGA